Molecule: messenger RNA, 1671 nt
Organism: Oldenlandia corymbosa var. corymbosa
Lineage: Eukaryota; Viridiplantae; Streptophyta; Magnoliopsida; Gentianales; Rubiaceae
Source: the annotation of a GenBank genome assembly
AUGGCGGAACCAAGCAAAGUGGAAUUUCAGUUAUACAAUAGCAUGACAAAGCAGAAGGAGAUUUUCCGGCCGAAGGAAGAGGGCAAGGUUGGAAUGUAUGUCUGCGGUGUCACGGCUUACGAUUACAGUCACAUUGGCCAUGCUCGCGCCUAUGUCUCCUUUGACGUCCUAUAUAGGUACCUAAAACAUCUGGGUUAUGAAGUUGUUUAUGUUCGGAACUUCACCGAUGUUGAUGACAAGAUCAUAAAAAGAGCAAACGAAAAUAGAGACAAAGAAUCUGCCAAUGAAUUUCGUGAAGAUGCAUUAUCUUUGAGUGCUCGAUUUUGUUUGGAGUUUCAAAAGGACAUGGAUGCUCUUCAAUGUCUUCACCCUACCCAUGAACCCCGUGUCUCUGAUCAUAUAGAAGAUAUUAAACAAAUGAUAUCUCAGAUUAUAGACAAUGGUUGUGCUUACAUAGUUGAUGGGGAUGUGUACUUUUCUAUUGAUAAUUUUCCAAACUAUGGAGUACUAUCUAGAAGAAAUUUGGUGGAUAAUAGAGCUGGAGAACGAGUUGCUGUUGAUUCAAGGAAGCGAAAUCCAGCUGACUUUGCCUUGUGGAAGGCUGCGAAGCCUGAGGAGCCAAGUUGGGAGAGUCCGUGGGGUCCGGGAAGACCAGGAUGGCAUAUUGAAUGCAGUGCCAUGAGCGCUCGGUAUCUGACGCAUUCUUUUGAUAUUCAUGGUGGUGGGAUGGAUUUGAUUUUCCCUCAUCAUGAAAAUGAGAUUGCCCAAAGUUGUGCAGCUUGCUCAGAGAGCAACGUGAGGUACUGGGUACAUAAUGGUUUUGUCACCGUUGAUGAUGAGAAAAUGUCCAAGUCUCUUGGUAAUUUUUUCACUAUUCGUAAGGUUACCGAUGAAUACCAUCCACUUGCAUUGCGAUAUUUUUUGCUGGGGAUGCACUAUCGUUCUCCCGUGAAUUACUCGAUAUUGCAGAUAAAUAAAGCAUCAGAUUCUCUUUUUUACAUUUAUCAGACCUUGGAGAAGUGUGAAACUGUUCUGAGGGAAUUCCAGGAGAAGAAGGUUGCUACUGAUUACCUUGAUGCCAAAGUCAGCCGUUCAGCACAGGAAUGCCUUGAGAACUUGCGUAGAGAAUUUGACAUAAAAAUGGCGGAUGAUUUGCAUGCCCAUGUCAUUGUGACUGGUGCGUUGGCAGAUGCCCUGAAAGUUAUGAAUAGUUCUUCAGACGAUCUUCAGAAAAAUCUACGGAAGAAACAAAUACCCAAGCAACUGAAGUUGGGUCCUGUACAGCCCCUUGAAGAGUUGGAAAAGGAAGUGAGAAAAGUUUUGAAUAUCUUGGGGUUGCUUUCAGACUCGAUGUACUCUGAGGUGCUAAUGCAGUUAAAAGAGAAAGCUUUGCAAAGAGCUGGGAUGAGAGAGGAAGAUGUUUUGCUUAAAAUUAAGGAAAGAGCAGAAUUAAGGAAAGCGAAAAAGUUUGAAGAAGGUGAUAAGAUUAGAAGUGAGUUGACUGCCAAGGGUAUUGCUUUGAUGGAUGAGGGUAAGGAAACAAUUUGGAGGCCAUGUGUGCCGCCUGAAGAAGAACCCGUUCAGAAAGAACUCAAGACUGCAUUAGUUGAACCUGUUCAGUCGCUUGCAUUGACAGAUCAGGAACACAAGUCAACUCCACCAGCUAGUUGA